AUGAAUACAAAUGAAAUCUCCUUCACCUGCGGCACACGUGACUCCCCUACCGCGCUUGACAUCGCCCACUUUCCGCGUCCUUUCCCUUCAUAUCCUCUGUUUCCAUGCCUUCGGGUCAGUAGCACCAAUCCCAGCACCACCGGCCCGCCCACUCCUACCAUUAUUAACUGCAAAUUUCUCACUUUGCAAAACCAUUCGCAUGUCGCGCCCCAAGCUAACAUCACUGAAAACGCAGGUUUCCUUCUCCGGCGUCUUAUAAAUAUGAGUGCACUUACACGCACCCGGAAUUAUUACUCUGGCACGAUUCUGCAUAUUCUAUGGCUUCCGUCGACGUGCGCAUGCGCCAAUAAGGACGCGAUCUGCAUGCACGUACGCCGGGCGUUCUACUUGACUACGGCGGUGCACGGCGCAGGGAUCUACUCUUAUCUAUCUAUCUAUCUAUCUAUCUAUCUAUCUAUCUAUCUAUCUAUCUGUCACAGUAUAUUCCGAUCUAACUCUCUAUCUCUCUCUACACCCCCCACAUAUAUAUAUAUAUGUCUAUCUGCAUUUAUCUAUCUAUCUAUCUAUCUAUCUAUCUAUCUAUCUAUCUAUCUAUCUAUCUAUAUAUCUAUCUAUCACAGUCUAUUCCUAUCUAUUUAA
Acanthosepion pharaonis is the source of this 639-nucleotide messenger RNA. The record is from the annotation of a GenBank genome assembly. Lineage: Eukaryota; Metazoa; Mollusca; Cephalopoda; Sepiida; Sepiidae.